AUGACGUUAGUGCCCGACGAUCGCGAAUCGGGAAAAAACAGAGUUCCACCCGGUGAUUCUUAUGUAAGCGAUUACAGACGAUUUAAUUGAUCAAAUUAAGAUCUGUAAAAGCCAGAAGAAUCGUAAUUGAACGAAGUAUAUUUUGGUAAAUUAAAAUCACACAAAGUAUCACUAAAUGAAGCGUAAAUUAAGUUGAAAGCAAGAAAACAGAGUUCCGACAUCGUGGCGGCGAUGCGUCGGCGAUGCAUCGGAAUCGUGAGCGUUUGGGAGGAUUGUCUUGUAGUGUCCACAGCCUCGAAGGCUCUCCUUGGACAAAGAUGACGUGGGCAAUCUCUAGAUCUCCUUGAGAAGUCUAGAGAUUAAUGAAAUGGGUCGUUGACUCGUCUUCGGCGGCUGUCACCUGGCGGAGCGGAAAAACGGCAACUUUGCGGCUCUUCGGCGAUUGUCACCCGACGGAGAGGAGCUGGAUGGAGGUGGGGCGCAUGUCAAGGAGCUUCAUCCUCGGGUCUGCGCAGCAAGAGGAGGCUCUUCAUUGCAUCUGGUACGCUCUCAAGAGGUGGCGACUCGUCUCCCAACAAAUCGUCCUCUUCCUGACGACGGCUUGUUUGUCGAUCAAUCGGAGAUGCUUUACUCGAUGGAUUCCCGAUCCUUUUAUCGUGAAUCGUUCAGCAUGUUUAGUAACAAUGCUCCGCGAAUCGUGUUGACGAGAUUUUCACCGAUGAUCCAACGAUUCUAGUUGCUUAAUCCUUCACUGGCGCUCUGCAAGAAAGUCGCGAUAAUCAAAUAAAAAAUAUGAGUUUUGCCUCUGGGAGGAUUCGAACCCGCACCGGUUGCCUGCCCUUUCUGGGGAAGGUGACGCGGGUUUAGUCCCACAUCGGUUGUGCGCCAAAGUUUCUGGUGAAUAUAAAGUAAUAUUACAUUCCCGAUCAAGCGUGCGUGUACGACCACUCCUUGCCCCACAGCCGACUGGCCACCGGUGACGUGGAAGGGGAGUGGCGUACACGUUCCCCCAUCGGUUCAAGCCGCUUGAGCCCCUGCUUGCGGCUAUUUCCUAACUGCGCUUCCGACCCGCUCGCGGGUCUGGCUGGCCGGCGGGUCCCCCCAUUUUGCAAUAUUUUUUGUUUUAAUUCUUUUUCUUCAUUUAUCUCAAACGUAAGACUGUAAAAAGCAUAUAAAUUUGUAUAAAAUCACAUAAUUACCUAACAAAUCACAUUAAUCAACUAAAAACCACUUUUCACACUUUAACACAAAUAUAAGUCUAUUUAUCAUGAGUUAAGGCUAAAACUAUAUUAUUUACUAAUUAUUAACUCAUGAUAAUGAAGACUAAUCACGAAUUGUUCAGCAAUUUUAGUAACAAUGCUCUGCGAAUCGCAUUGACGAGAUUUUCACCGAUGAUCCAGCAAUUCUGGUUGCUUAAUCCUUCACCAACGAUCUACAGGAAAGUCGCGAUAAUCAGAUAAAAAAGAUGAGUUUUGGCUCUGGGAGGAUUCGAACCCACGGUGGUUGCCCCGCCCCUUUUGAAAAGGUGACACAGGUUUAGUCCUACAUCGGUUGUGCGUCAAAUUUUCGGACGAAUAUAUAGUAAUGUUAGAUUUCUAAGCAAGUCCCUUUCUCACACGUGUAUGACCACUCCUUGCCCCACAGCCGGCUGGCCACCGAUGAUGUGGAAGGGGAGUGGCGCACACGUGCCCCCAUCGGUUCAAGCCGCUCGAGCCCCUGCUCGCGGCUACUCCCCGACUACACUUCCGACCCGCUUGCCCCGACUGGCUGGCAGGUCCCCCGAUUUUGCUAUAUUUUUAUUUUAA
Messenger RNA from Spirodela intermedia, 1805 nucleotides. The record is from the annotation of a GenBank genome assembly. Lineage: Eukaryota; Viridiplantae; Streptophyta; Magnoliopsida; Alismatales; Araceae.